This is a messenger RNA of Akanthomyces muscarius, 1422 nucleotides long. RefSeq lists its product as uncharacterized. Gene Ontology annotation, biological process: G protein-coupled receptor signaling pathway. Bases 1 to 1422 code for a protein of 473 amino acids. Gene Ontology annotation, cellular component: cytoplasm. The transcript is spliced from 5 exons. Lineage: Eukaryota; Fungi; Ascomycota; Sordariomycetes; Hypocreales; Cordycipitaceae. The record is from RefSeq and is a predicted model, not a curated record. Gene Ontology annotation, molecular function: guanyl-nucleotide exchange factor activity; G-protein alpha-subunit binding.
AUGCCGGCGCAAGCUCUCGGUGCCGCCACUGGCGCGGCAAAACGCGAUGCGGUGACCAAGCUGGUUGACAAGCUGACCAAAGAUAUGGAUAGCCUUUCUAUGGCCCCAGAAGAACGAAACAAUGCGCUCGAAGAACUGAAAAUUUACGGUCGCGAUCCUCGUGAUGCAGAUCCGAUAUUUACCAAAGAGGGCAUAUCCAUGUUGCUCACAUUUGCCUUUGAUGGCAAGGCACCCAGCGAAACCUCGCGCGGUGCGCUCAGAGUCCUUGCCAAUUCGAUGGUGCUCAGACCUGAAACGAGGCCAAUGUUUGUAAACGGCAGAUACGCAACCAAGGCAUGCCAGCGACUCGAUACUGAGAGUUGGGACGAUGAAUUUCUCCUCGCGCGUAUACUCUUCCUCUCAACAUAUAGCGAACAAAAAGUCAAGCUAUCUCCCUUGAUCAAAGAGCAUGGCCUCGCCAGAAGCAUCAUUGCUAAUCUUGACCGACAUGCAAAGUUGACUUCGGCAAGCAGCCGGGCAGCCGCUGGGCCUAUGGAGGAGAUGGCUCUGCCUGAGACCCUCAAGCUGCUCUACAACGUUACUCACUUUUGCCCAGAAGAAGCAUCAGAGUUUACUUCUGCAGUACCUCAUAUUAUUUCGCUUCUGUGCAACCGCACACUCCCGAGCACACGAGCUCUAGAUCCGCCUUUCGGUCCGCUCGUCAAUUCACUCCUCUACUUGGAUCUGGCGGCUAAAACAAGCAAGUCGGCGUUGUUUCCUGGCGGCGAGGAAAUCAAAUUGGUUCUUAAGUUGAUCGAAAUUCUGGGCAGGGCUAUGAAAGAGUAUCCUAGUAGCGAGCUGGAUACUACUGCCACGCCAGUAGUCAAACUCCUACUUGAGAUAUAUGAUAUGGGACCCGAGCUGGUGCAGAGCAGGCUUCGUGAUGAUCUUUUGCCGACCUCCGAGGAUCGCCAAAGCGUGCUUGGUAAAGGCGCAUCGCUAUCAGCGCGCCUUCUGAAAGCUUCUACAGAUCCUAUGGCCCCCAACAUCGGCCCAGUUAUUUCGCAUCUCUUCUUCCUCAUGUCAGACAGCGAUGGCUCCAAGUUUGUGGAAAAUGUGGGCUACGGAUAUGCUUCUGGAUACUUGUUCCAAAACAACGUGCCCGUGCCGGCAUCUGCAAGGGCAACGUUCGACGCCACAGACGAAAACGGAAGCCAGCGGCCGGUAAACCCCAUCACAGGCCAGUUUAUUGAUAGAGAGCAGCCCGACGAUCUCCCUCCAAUGACAGACGAAGAAAAGGAGCGAGAAGCUGAGCGCCUCUUUGUCCUUUUUGAGAGACUUAAGAUGAACGGUGUCCUCAGCGUACAGAAUCCUGUAGAGCAGGCUGUACGGGAGGGUAAAUUCCGAGAGCUCAAAGACGACCAAGUAGAGGAGGUUGAAUAA